Molecule: messenger RNA, 2060 nt
Organism: Myotis brandtii (Brandt's bat)
Lineage: Eukaryota; Metazoa; Chordata; Mammalia; Chiroptera; Vespertilionidae
Gene: FOXQ1
Product: forkhead box Q1
Exons: 2
Coding region: 1275-2060 (261 amino acids)
Biological process (GO): cell differentiation; anatomical structure morphogenesis; regulation of transcription by RNA polymerase II
Molecular function (GO): RNA polymerase II cis-regulatory region sequence-specific DNA binding; DNA-binding transcription factor activity, RNA polymerase II-specific
Source: RefSeq, a predicted model, not a curated record
UAUACAAUUUCAAGUCCAGUAUUUUAUUCAUUAAAAAAGGAAAAAAGACAAAAAUGGUCCUCAAAAUGAAAUCACAGGACGGGGCACAGCGUGUCGCUCCCGUUAGAGGUCACUGCAAAGCGCGCCCAGUGAGGUCUCAAAGUUCAGCACCUCCUCAGGGGCAUGAGGCGUUUACUUUAGAAAGAAGCACUGUUUUCACUACAAGAGAAGCAAACAUAUACCACGUACACCUUUAGGAAGGCCACAAGCCUGAGCCAAGUCCCUGCUGACUCGGCCCAGCCCUUCUAGGUCCCUCCCCCGUCCCGACCCCUGUGACCUCUCGCCCAAAUCGCUCCCUUGGGCUCCGGGGCACAGAGACCCCUCCAGGCGGCGGGGCGCUCCCACCUGAACCUAGCACUGGCCGCGGGGCCCGCACACACGGACACCCGCACAGUCACAGACACUCGCACACUCCCAGCCCCGCGCACGCUCCCAUUGGCUGGAAGCAGAGGGCGGGGCUGGCCAGACCCAAAACAACAACCUGCGCGCAGGGACUUUUACUCUGCGCCGCCUCGUAGCCUCAACCUGGUGCGGCCCGCCCGGGAGCCACAGCCACCUAAGCCACCCCAUUCCCCCACCCCCUGUCGUCCGUGCCCAGGCCCCGCCUCCGCAGGGUUAUAUUGGGCCCAGCGGAAGGUGGAGGCCAGACGUAGGGGCUGCGGGCCAGCGUGGAGAUGCUUCUCUGGAGGCCGAGGGCGGAAAGGCGGCUGCGGGAGCCACAGCCUCAGGGACUCGUCUCCGUGGGCGCUCAGGGCUGAAGACACCAGACCCUCCCCAAGGGUGGCACGCAUUUCCGUGCCCCGUGGACGCCUGCCUGGGACCUGCGACGUCCAGUGAAGAAACCCUCCGGGUCAGAGAGCAGAUGCCUACGCUUCUUCCCUCCAGCAGGAAAUCCCAAGGCCCUUAUGGCUGGGCAGCAGACGUUAAAGCCGCACCCUUGCACACAUUCACCCUGAAGUCUCUUAUCCUCGAACUGAAGACAGCGCCUACCCAACUCCUCCCUCUUCGCCCCUCUUAGUUCACCCAAUAAGCACAACCCCUCCAACGAAACAUUCCGGUGGAACUGGACUCUUCUACGGAAAAGUGACUGUCUCUCACAAGAGGAGGGAGAGCUCUCUGGGAGAGAAAGGCGAGGACUCCUGGACUUGAGGUCGCCACCCCGCCCCCCGCACCAGCUUCCCAAGACCGCGCAAAGGAAAAGAGCACGGCACCGAGCCAGGACAGGGUGCGUGGGCAUGGAGUCGGAGGUGUUCAGCCCCCGUGCGGCCCACGAGAUCAAGCCGGGUAGUGACCUAGAGGGCACAGGAGGUAGCGACGCGCCCUCUCCGCUGUCCGCAGCCGGCGACGACUCCCUGGGGUCGGACGGGGACUGUGCCGCCAACAGCCCAGCAGCGGUAAGCGGCGGUAAGCGGAAUGCGAGAGGUGCGCCUGCCGCCGAGGAGGAGGGCCCGGUUGCGGCGGGGGUCGUAGAGGAGGGCGCCUCAGGGCCCGGGGCCGAGAGCGCAGGGGUCGGUGAGGGCGGGCGAAGCAAGCCGUACACGCGGCGGCCCAAGCCCCCGUACUCGUAUAUCGCGCUCAUAGCCAUGGCCAUCCGCGACUCGGCGGGCGGGCGCCUGACCCUGGCUGAGAUCAACGAGUACCUCAUGGGCAAGUUCCCCUUCUUCCGCGGCAGCUACACGGGCUGGCGCAACUCCGUGCGCCACAACCUUUCGCUCAACGACUGCUUCGUCAAGGUGCUGCGCGACCCCUCGCGGCCUUGGGGCAAGGAUAACUACUGGAUGCUCAACCCCAACAGUGAGUACACCUUCGCCGAUGGUGUCUUCCGUCGCCGCCGCAAGCAAGAGGCCAUGUCUGCCCCUUAUCUGAGAGAGCUGCAUGUGGGGUGUCUUAGACCUUCCAGCCUCAGUGCAUUAGGCAGUGCUCGUGCUCCCACAGUGGAAUUGAGCACCACUUCUCAGAGCACCGCCUACCCUUCCAAGGGCAGCAGGAAGAAGUCUAUACUGAAAGGACGGGUCUGCUAG